Molecule: messenger RNA, 406 nt
Organism: Staurois parvus
Lineage: Eukaryota; Metazoa; Chordata; Amphibia; Anura; Ranidae
Source: the annotation of a GenBank genome assembly
UCAGCUCUUUCCAAUCACAGCUGUUUGCGAACUGUCACGCUGACAGUUCGAGAGGAGAGCCGGUAAUCGGAAUUCCUCGGAGGGGACAUGUACACUGAUCAUCAGGGCACUGAUGAUAAGUGUGCUCUGAUGAUCAGUGUAGCCCCAGCACUGCCACCUGUCAGUGCCCAUCAAUGCCAGCUGUCAGUGCUCAUCAAUGCCACCUGCCAGUGCCCAUCAGUGCCUCAUCAAUGCCAAUGCCACAUAUCAGUGCCUGCUAGUGCACAUCAAUGUCACAUAUCAGUGCCCAUCUGAGCUUCAUUUCAGUGCCACCUAUCAGUGCCACCUACCUCAAUGCCAGUCAGUGCCACCUGUCAGUUCUGCCAAACAGGGACACCUAUCAGUGCCAGUCAGUGCCACCUAUCAG